AUGAUCCACAUCAUAUCCCGAUCUAUUGUAGUGAAUGCGGACUUGGUUCUUAUCUCUCGCAUUCCUCACGUCCUCUCGCGAUUGGCUUGUGUUGCUAGUCCCACAAUUUCACCUCUUUCCUACUUAGCUCUAGUGAUGGAGAUCGUAGAGCACAAGUUAAGUUAUAUAGUGUUCAAAAUUCAUGACAUAAGCAUGGAUUGGAUCGUCGACCAAUCCUCUAUCUCGGAUGUUCCCUCAUUCGGUUAUCCAACAAGCACGGCUACAAAACCCCACUUGCGUUAUGCACAUAGGGAGGUACGCAUGGCUCGUGCUCACCCUUCAUAA
Molecule: messenger RNA, 324 nt
Organism: Dovyalis caffra
Lineage: Eukaryota; Viridiplantae; Streptophyta; Magnoliopsida; Malpighiales; Salicaceae
Source: the annotation of a GenBank genome assembly